Messenger RNA from Penicillium maclennaniae, 1131 nucleotides. RefSeq lists its product as uncharacterized. The transcript has 8 exons. The coding region runs from base 1 to 1131 and encodes 376 amino acids. Lineage: Eukaryota; Fungi; Ascomycota; Eurotiomycetes; Eurotiales; Aspergillaceae. The record is from RefSeq and is a predicted model, not a curated record. Gene Ontology annotation, biological process: stress-activated MAPK cascade; cellular response to oxidative stress; protein phosphorylation. Gene Ontology annotation, cellular component: nucleus; cytoplasm. Gene Ontology annotation, molecular function: MAP kinase activity; ATP binding.
AUGGCAAAUUUUGUUACGAUAGAAAUCAUGGGCACAACCCUUCAGGUCACUGAAAGGUAUUCGGAUUUAGAACCACAAGGCUUGGGUGCCUCUGGAGUCAUCUGCUCGGCACAUGAUUCAAUAGGAAAGCAAACGGUCGCAAUCAAGAAGAUUGGGAAGCCAUUUGAGAAUCCUGCUGUGACCAAGCGCACGUACCGUGAGGUACACCUUUUAAGUAAUAUGCGACACGACAAUUUGAUCAACAUGCGAGAUAUCUUUAUCUCUCCGUCAGAAGAUCUUUAUAUUGUGACGGAUCUCAUCCGGACAGAUCUUCAUCGUCUCCUCCAAUCAAAACCAGAGGCUUUGGAAGCCCAAUACAUCCAGUUCUUUACCUAUCAAAUGCUGCGAGGAUUGAAAUACAUUCAUUCCGCUGGGAUCAUUCAUCGUGAUCUCAAGCCCAGCAAUCUUCUGAUCAACGACAACUGUGACUUGAAGAUCUGCGACUUUGGAUUGGCUCGAGAACAAGACGCCCGACACAUGACUGGUUAUGUCGUGACGCGAUACUACCGGGCCCCGGAGAUCAUGUUGACUUGGCAGAAAUACACCUAUGCGGUCGACAUUUGGAGUGUCGGGUGCAUUUUGGCAGAGAUGCUCCUUGGAAGAGUUCUCUUUGCGGGCAAGGACCACGUGCAUCAGUUCACAUUGAUUACCGAUAUUCUGGGGAAGCCACCCAAGGAGAUCAUGGAGAGAGUGUACAGUCAGAAUACAUUGGAAUUUGUGGGAUCUCUACCAGAGCGGAAGCCUCUUCCCUUCACAUCUCUGUUCAAAGGUGCCGAUCCUCAAGCUGUCGAUCUGUUGGAAAAGAUGCUCAAUAUGGACCCGGAGAAGAGGAUCACCACGGCAGAUGCACUUCAGCACCCCUAUGUCUCAGCCUACCAUGACCCCGAAGAUGAACCCGUCUUUGAAGGCCAGAUUGAUUGGUCUCUGUUGGAUUCGGAGCUGUCCACAGAUGAGUGGAAGAGUAAUAUGUACAUGGAGAUUUUGAAUUAUCACCGUGGGGGUACUCGCGAUGGACAAGACAAGAACAAUUCGACCACAAAGGCAGACCUUGACGACUGGCCUGCCGACCAAAUGAUGGUGGACACCUACUAG